AUGGGAUGCGGCGCCUCCGUUGCCAUAGAGACGCAAGCGCCAAGGAUUGAAACAGAUGAGGCAAAGACACCCAAUCCUGCGCUAACUAUGAAGGCAGCUGUGCUGAUCCAGCGAUGGUACCGCCGCUACAUGGCCCGUCUGGAGAUGAGGCGGAGGUACACGUGGAACAUUUUCCAAUCCAUCGAAUACGCCGGCGAACAGGACCAGCUGCAAUUGUCCGGUUUCUUCAGCUUUAUGCUCGACAACUUCACUCACUUAAAUGGAAACGGACCAGAUCUGAUUUCGCAACUUCUGGAGCCUGUCGUUGACCCCUGGUUAGACCGAGAGGCCUGUUAUGACUCCAUUCACGUUCCAGAGUCUUACGUGGGACCUCGACUGUCGUUUCCCCUCUCUGUGUCGGACACAAACGCUCUGCUAAGUGCCUUUAAAGAUCAGCAGACACUUCACGCAAGAUAUGUGCUGCAGCUCCUCUAUGAGACCAAGAAGCUCCUCAAACAGAUGCCCAACAUCGUCCAACUGUCCACAUCGUACACGAAGGAGAUCACGAUAUGUGGUGAUCUUCAUGGGCGACUUGAUGACUUGCUUCUUAUAUUUUACAAGAACGGCCUCCCCUCAGCUGAGACGCCAUAUGUGUUUAAUGGAGACUUUGUUGACCGGGGGAAAAAGUCCAUCGAGGUGGUCGUCCUCCUAUUUGCUUACUUUCUACUUUACCCCGACUACAUGCAUCUGAACCGAGGGAACCACGAGGACCACAUCAUGAACCUAAGAUAUGGGUUCACAAAAGAGGUCAUGCAGAAGUACAAGGCGAACAGUUGUGAGAUCUUGCAGCUUUUUCAGGAUGUCUUCAGUCUUCUGCCCGUUGCCGCGGUAAUAGACGGAAAGGUCCUCAUUGUUCACGGGGGCAUAUCAGACCAGACUGACUUAGACUUCCUCAGCGUCAUUGACCGGCACAAGGUUAAAUCAGCCAUGAGGCUUCCUCGAUGCCGUUUGGAGCAGCCAGAUAUCGGUCAGUCCAAUAGACACAUGAAAAGAAUGAAAUCCACGGAUACUUGCUGCAGUCGCACUAAAAUCCAAAAAACUCCUAACCUGAGAAAAAGGUACUCCGGUUUGAGCCGACAAGACAGUUCAGCCUCGACAUCUUCCUCCUCUUCCUCCUCAUCGUCGUCGUCUUCAUCGCUCUGCUCUCAGCAAUUCCCCUCGUGCUUCUCACCUCAUCAGUCUUCUCCCAAUAUUCCGUACGACAUCAACAUCCUCCGAGUGCCUUUCUUAGAUUCGACCACCGCUGUUCCGCUCCCGUCUCCUCCACAAAAUGAGCAGGAAUGGAAACAGAUUGUCGACAUCCUGUGGAGUGACCCCAAAAUCCAGGAAGGCUGCAGCCCAAACACGUUCCGAGGAGGUGGCUGCUAUUUUGGGCCCGAUGUCACGCGGAGACUUCUGCUCCAACACGGUUUGCAGCUCAUCAUCAGAUCCCACGAGUGUAAACAGGAAGGAUACGAGCUGUGUCACGGCGGACAGGUGAUCACUAUCUUCUCUGCGUCCAACUAUUAUGAGGAGGGAAGUAACCGGGGCGCCUAUAUAAAACUGGGAAGAGAUCUGGUGCCGCGCUUCUACCAGUACCAAGUCAGCCGCUCAACGCGCAAACUCACGUUGACACAAAGAGUACGGGUGGCUGAGAGCUCAGCUCUCAGAGCACUGAAAGAAAAAGUGUUCGCCCACCGUUCUGACCUCAUUGCAGGCUUCCAGAAGUAUGACCAGAAUUUUACUGGCAGGGUGACGCCCAGUGAAUGGGCUCAGGUGUUGGGGUCGGUCCUGAGACUGGACCUGCCGUGGAGGACGCUCUGUCCACAUUUAGCACACCUGGCACCAGAUGGAAGCGUGGACUAUAUGUCCUGCUUUGAGGAUAUGGGAACAGGGACACAGCUGCCACAGGUCACACCAAACCUGGCAGAGACUCUGUUUCGUUACCGAACAGACAUUGAGAUCAUAUUCAACAUAAUAGAUAAAGACCAUUCAGGUCUUAUUUCAAUUGAAGAGUUUCGUCACACGUGGCGCCUCUUCAGCGCUCACCUUGGGGUGGACAUCACUAACGGGGCUAUCGAUGACUUGGCUCGUAGCAUUGAUUUUAACAAGGAUGGAAGCAUCGACUUCACAGAGUUCCUGGAGGCCUUUCGAGUUGUGCACAAGCUGGACAACAAGGAUCUCAAGACAAAUGGAGAGUAG
Messenger RNA from Nerophis lumbriciformis (worm pipefish), 2220 nucleotides. The record is from RefSeq and is a predicted model, not a curated record. NCBI's taxonomy places the organism in Eukaryota, Metazoa, Chordata, Actinopteri, Syngnathiformes, Syngnathidae.